AAGGGUACGAAGUUUUAUCACUAUUUUUUUAAUCACUUUUUUUCGAUUGAGUUCGUAAAUUAGAUUAAUUAAAGGAAAUUAAGUGCCAAAAAGUAUUACAAUUAUGAACUAGCAGUAUCUACAAUUAGUGAAAAAGCAUGGUGAAUUGGUGACCAUUGCUCUCAAGAUACCACAAUGAAAGUUACGAAGCUGACCAGUGAAGAAAUCUGGAUUGGACUGGAAAUGGGUCUGGAACGAAUAUACAGAAGAGAACCUUUGACAAAAAACCAGUAUGUUGAUUUAUAUACUCGCGUUUACGAAUUUUGCGUGAAAAGCUCCUGUUCAAAUGGUAAUGAUCUUUACAAAAGACUAGACUCGUUUCUAAAUGUUCACCUGCUCAAUUUACAAUCAAUUAGUUCCAAUCUAAUCGACGAAGAUCUUCUGAAAUUCUACACCAGAGAGUGGGAAAUGUAUCACUUUAGCUCCAAAGUCCUGAAUGGCAUCUGCGCAUAUUUCAACCGGCACUGGACAAUUGAAAGGACGCUCGAAGCCGGUGGAGGCUGCAAAUUCGAGAUUUACCAUCUAGCCUUCAUUAACUGGCGCGAAAGUCUACUGGAAGGAAUGCUUAGCAGAUUGACAAACGCUAUUUUAAAACUAAUUGAACGCGGAAGAAAUGGAGAAUCGAUAAGUACGAGAUUGAUUAGUGAAGUAUUGAAUUCAUUGGUUGUGUUAGGAUUGGAUAAAGAAUGUCCGGCGGCUGGAAUAAGUCUGCAGCUGUAUCAAAAUUCGUUUGAAGAACCAUUUCUAAUCGAUACCGAACGAUUUUACAUGCAAGAAAGUACCGAAUUUCUUGAAAAUCAUUCCAUAGCAGAAUUCAGAAAGAAAAUUCAUCAACGAAUACUAGAAGAAAGACAGCGAGCUCAAAUUUAUCUGCAUGAAAGUACACACGAUAAACUAGUAGAGACUAUACAAAGAAGUUCUCUAAAAUUGCAUUCGGAAACGUAUUUCGAUGAAUUUCAAAUCGCUUUGGAAACAGAUAACGUCGAAGAUCUUCGUGCGCUUUAUAUGCUUGUUAAUCAAGUUGAUGAUACUCUAAAAGUGCUUCAAUCAAUGGUACAAAAGCACGUCAGCCAGGAAGGAAGAAAUUCUAUAGCGAGGCAUAGCGAAUCGAUAAAAAACAACUCGAAGAUGUACCUAUACGCUGUUGUGCAAGUACAUAAAAAAUAUGCUAAAUUAAUUCACGAAUCGUUCAGCAAUAAUCCUGGGUUUGUGGCAGCGUUUGAUAAAGCUUGCUAUGAUUUUAUUAAUAAUAACUCCGCCAUUUCUAAUGGUAGUUCGAGUUGUAAAUCUGCCGAAUUUUUGGCUAAAUUGAGCGAUUUAAUGUUGAAAAAAUCCAAUCGGAAUUCCAACGAGACUGAUCUCGAAGAUACACUUGAUCAAAUCGUUGUUGUAUUUAAAUACAUUAGAGAUAAAGAUGUAUUUUUACAUUUUUAUCGCGAAAUGCUAGCUAAACGACUAAUAUUGCGUUCAUCUGUUAGCGAAGACAGCGAAGCUUCUAUGAUUUUGAAACUGAAACAAAUUUGCGGCGUGGAGUACGCUAAAAUGCUUCAUAGAAUGUUUCAAGAUAUAUGCGUUUCCAGAGACUUGAACGAGAAAUUUAAAAAUUAUUUAGGUGUUUUGAGUAAAACUCUGAUGAUAGAUUUCGAUGCGCAGAUAUUAUCUGCAGGUUCCUGGCCGCUGCAUUCUUCGAGUACGUUUUUACUUCCUGCGGAAUUAGAACAAACCAUUUCUUUGUUCACUUCAUUUUAUAACAGUUCUUUCUCUGGUCGUAAAUUGAAUUGGCUUUACAAUAUGUCAAGAGUUGAAUUAAUUACCAAUUGCUUCGAUGUUCGAUAUACUCUUAGAGUUUCCACUUUUCAAACAGCUAUACUUCUCCAGUUCAAUUCUUCAGAUUCGUGGUCUAUCAAUCAGCUAUGUUCUGCGACAGGAAUUGAUACUAAGAUUCUAAUUCAAAACGUUCUCAUCUUAAUUAAAUCCAAACUAUUGCGUUCCGAAGAUGACGAAUCUAGUAUGCAAACUUCAUCUGUAGUUCGAUUUUCCGCCGAAUAUAAAAAUAAAAAAUUGAGAGUCAAUGUAAAUCAGCCAACCAAAUCGGAACAAUCAACAGGGCAGAAAAGCACUCACGAUCGUAUUCAGGAAAGCCGUCUUAUAGCUAUACAAGCAACGAUCGUGCGUAUCAUGAAAAUGAGGAAAUCGUUAAAACAUCAUCAAUUGGUGGCUGAAGUUUUCAAACAGAUCUCUUCACAGUUUCAACCUUCAGUUAUAAAUGUUAAGAAAUGUAUUGAUAUAUUGAUUGAAAAAGAGUAUAUUGCGCGUAUGGAUGACGAAAAUGAUGCCUAUCGGUAUUUAGCCUAGUGUUUUUUACUGUAUUUAUUUAUUUACUUUUUUACCCUUUGUUUUUAAUCAUACCAUCGUUGUAGCGAAUUUUUUUUUGAUAGUAUUCAUCAAUUUUUUAACGUUUUUAAAUCAAUUUUUAUAGUUGUGAUGUUUUUUGUACAUCAUAUUGUGACGGUUGGAAUAAAACUCGAUACUUGUUACAGUUCA
Messenger RNA from Planococcus citri (citrus mealybug), 2583 nucleotides. Its product is annotated as cullin-1-like. The transcript has a single exon. Gene Ontology annotation, biological process: SCF-dependent proteasomal ubiquitin-dependent protein catabolic process; protein ubiquitination. Gene Ontology annotation, cellular component: SCF ubiquitin ligase complex. Gene Ontology annotation, molecular function: protein-macromolecule adaptor activity; ubiquitin protein ligase binding. The record is from RefSeq and is a predicted model, not a curated record. NCBI's taxonomy places the organism in Eukaryota, Metazoa, Arthropoda, Insecta, Hemiptera, Pseudococcidae. The coding region runs from base 175 to 2394 and encodes 739 amino acids.